CCAUUAAGCAGCACUGAAAAGGGCGAUAGUCGAGCCUUUUUUUUCUCUACCAUGUUUAUUUUACCACCAAUUUGCGUUGAUAUAUAUAUAUAAAUAUGCACGUGUAUAUAUAUGACAAUAUGAAUUUUGCUUUAUCAUCAAGAACGCUAUGUCGAUCGGAUCAAUACCGUUAGUUACUUGCGUCUCACAUAGCAAAACCCACCAAAUUUUUUGUCACUUUCUUCAUUAUUUAUUUGGAUUGUUUUUUCUGUAUUUGAUUUUUACAGGUAUAUUGGUUUAUAAUGGACGAUAAGACCAACAAUAUAUAUACAUAUACACUGACACACAUGUAUGCCCAUGAGGGAGUCCGCAACUGAAGGUACGAUUUUAGACUUCAUUGGAGAGGAAGAUGGAGCUAGAAAGAAGGGAUGUAUAUGGUUACAUAGUAUAUUAAAUAAAUUUGGGGGUGGUGGAUUAAUGAGGCAGAGGCACAGUCAAGGACAUUCCUCGAGUGACGAAGAAGACCUUGAAGAUGAUGCAUGUUCAAGACCACCCUCUCAGCCAUUACCAUGUCCAAGGCCUAAUACUUGGGUUGAGGUUGUAGAGAAUGUUUUGUGGAUUGCUUCUGCAGUUUUUAUCAUAUAUUUCGGUGAUGGACACUCCAAUUUUAUUUACUUACUGUGCCAUGAUAAUCGGAUUAGAAGAAUACCAUUAUACCUUGGGGUGUUGGUUCUUUGUUUGAAUGUUCUCUUCUUCCUGUAUACUACUCUGUUAGCAUGGGGUGUUCAAAUGUGGAGCGAGAAGUGGGAAAAUUUCACUACAUCUGCCCUGCCAUUGUUAGCAUUGCUCGGGCUCAUCUCCUUUUGCUUUUUCUGCUUUGCUUUGUGGCCAAUUUGGAGUUUCUUGACCUUGCCUCUUGUGUUUACGCUGUUUAUGGCUUCCAUGGUUAUAUUGCCCUAUUUGAUGCUCGGGAAAGUCAGGCCAGAAAGUGAGUGAUGUGCUCCGCGCAGAUUAAACUUUGGAUUUCAGUGGAAAAUUCAAUGUCCACACUGACUUAGUUGUAGGGUUUGUCCAUCAGAACGGGAUGGUUGGUGACAUUUGCAGCUGCAUUUAAGUUCAUCAGCAAAGCUGACUGUAUGUUAAUCUUUGUUUCAUAUUGAAUUCCCUAUUUUGUUUUGGAACUACUUCAUGUUUGUUCUGUUGUUUCCUGUUUUUAGGAAU
Messenger RNA from Cornus florida, 1200 nucleotides. RefSeq lists its product as uncharacterized. The transcript has 5 exons. NCBI's taxonomy places the organism in Eukaryota, Viridiplantae, Streptophyta, Magnoliopsida, Cornales, Cornaceae. Bases 331 to 975 code for a protein of 214 amino acids. The record is from RefSeq and is a predicted model, not a curated record.